Messenger RNA from Adineta ricciae, 2232 nucleotides. NCBI's taxonomy places the organism in Eukaryota, Metazoa, Rotifera, Eurotatoria, Adinetida, Adinetidae. The record is from the annotation of a GenBank genome assembly.
AUGCAUGAUUUGCGGCUGGCGCUGCGUGACAGUGCCAAAAAACUCGAAGAUGCCGAAAACACGUCGAACAAGCUGCGUACCGAUUACGAAAGCCAACUUCGAAAGAAGGACGAAGUUAUUUCCAUGAAAGAAUCCAUCAUCAAAGAAAAAGAUGCUUAUAUUACUAAACUUGAACAAGAAAUUCUCAAAUAUGAUUCAACGUUCGUUCCAUCGGUUGGUUUGGAUAAUAGUAUGAAUGUCAAUUCAUCACCACGCGUCUCUCUCCUCGAUACUCCAACCAAGCAGCAUCGAAUGAAACGUACAGCUAUCAGUGCUGAACCUGCUCAACAUAAAAAAUCCAAAGAUCUACGCGUGGUUCUUCAAGCCUAUGAUAAAUCUGAACGUGCACUCAAUGGUCAUGUAAGAUACUUUGCUUUUCAAUGUACUAAUUGUACAUACCAUAUGUUUUUUUGCGGUAGAAAUGAAAAGACCAAAGAAUUCCUACGUGAUGCUAUAUUGAAUAAUGACUUCAUGAAAAAUCUCGAAAUGGACCAGAUAAUGUCGAUUGUGGAUUGCAUGUAUCCAUUGGAACAGAGAAAUGAUAGUUUAAUUAUCAAAGAAGGUGAUGUUGGUAAUCUUGUCUAUAUUAUGGAAGAGGGUACAGUGGAAGUAAGUAAACUCAACAAAAUAUUGACAAUCAUGGGACCUGGCCGAGUCUUUGGUGAAUUAGCUAUUCUGUAUAAUUGUACCCGUACCGCAUCGAUUAGAGCUUUGUCACACUGUAAAUUAUGGGCAGUGGAUCGGCAAACGUUUCAAGCAAUUAUGAUGCGAGCUGGAAUGCAGAAGCAAACAGAACAUCUUGAACUAUUGAAAAAUAUCAAAACAUUUGAAACUGUUCGUGAAGAUAUUCUCAGCAAGAUCGCAGAUGCUGUUGAUCAAGUUAGUUACACCGAUGGAGAAUACAUUGUCAGACAAGGUGCCAAAGGUGAUACAUUCUACAUUGUUGCUAAAGGACGAGCUCAGAUCACUCAAGCGAAGUCGAAAUGGGAUAGUGCAGUUUAUGUUCGACAUUUGGAACGUGGGGAUUCGUUUGGAGAAGCGGCAUUACAAUCAGAGGAAACUCGACCGUUCAAUGUUAUUGCUGACGAUCCAAAUGGUGUGACGUGUCUUGUACUUGACAGACAAAGCUAUAGGGAAAUGAUAGCUGAUGAAUUAUCGCGAUUUAAACGGGAGGAAUCUGUUCGAUACGCGCGAAAAAAUACGACGUUUAUUAGCGGUGAAGAUGAAAGAGAUUUGAAGAAUCUGCGCUUGGCUGAUAUUGAAAUCAUUUCCACAUUGGGUGUCGGUGGCUUCGGGCGUGUCGAAUUGGCGAAUGACACACGCAAUUCGAAAAAGUACAGUUUAAAACAAAUGAAAAAACAGCAUAUUGUUGCUAUGAAACAGCAAGAACAUGUAAUGAGCGAACGAAACAUCAUGAUGGAAACACGAUCAGACUUCAUCGUCAGAUUAUACAAGACGUUUAAAGAUCGCAAAUAUCUCUACAUGUUGUUAGAAUGUUGCUUAGGUGGAGAAUUGUGGACAUUAUUACGUAAUCGAGGUUUUUUCGAAGAACCAGAAGUCCGUUUUUAUAGUGCUUGUGUUAUCGAAGCAUUUGCUUAUUUGCACAGCAAAGGGAUUGUCUAUCGUGAUUUAAAACCUGAAAAUCUGUUGUUAGAUAGCAAAGGUUACUGUAAAUUGGUGGAUUUUGGUUUUGCUAAAAAAGUUGGUCUCGGUCGGAAAACGUGGACGUUCUGCGGUACACCAGAAUACGUUGCGCCAGAAAUCAUUCUGAAUAAAGGCCAUGAUAUGGCUGCCGAUUGUUGGUCACUUGGUAUUUUGAUUUUCGAACUUAUUAAUGGAAAUCCGCCGUUUUCUGGUUCAGAUCCAAUGAAAACAUAUAAUAUCAUUUUGAAAGGUAUUGACGCAAUAGAAUUUCCUCGCCGAGUGUCGAAAAUGGCUUCAUUGCUAAUCAAGCGAUUAUGCCGAGAAAAUCCAGUAGAACGUAUUGGCUACCAGAAAGGCGGUAUCUCAGAUAUUCAAAAGCACAAAUGGUUCGAAGGAUUUAGUUGGGAAUGUUUGAAAAAAGGAACACUGACAGCGCCGUAUGUUCCAAAGGUUGAAAAUGAUGCUGAUACACAAAACUUUGAUUAUUUUCCCGAAGACGAUUCUGCCGAACCUGACGAUGAUUUAACCGGCUGGGAUAAAGAAUUCUAA